AUGACGCCUGUCGCUGAUUUAUCCAAGACUUUAGAUCUCUCUAUCUUGAGGAACAAAUCUGCACUUGUAACGGGCGGAGCAUCAGGCUUGGGGGCUUUGAUCGCCACCAGCCUUGCAGAGAAUGGAGCUUGUGUCACGAUCGCGGAUAUCAAUGAAGAAUUAGCCAAAGAAUUUGUUGCAGCAUCGAGCACGAAGGGAUUACACCUCAAUUAUGCAUCUACCGAUGUGACAGACUGGCAGUCUCAAGUGAAUGCUUUCAAGAGUGCAAUAGAAUUUUCGAACGGUAGGAGUAUCGACGUGGUGGUCGCUGCCGCUGGAGUGCCAGGUCAGGCAUUCAUAACACAAGACGAAGAACCGCCAUCUUUGGAAAAAGAUCCGCCACAGCCACGGAGCGUUGGUCUCAAUCUCGAUGUGAACGCUAAAGGUGUACACUACACCAGCAAGCUGGCGCAGCAUUACUUUGCACUGCCUCCCUCAUCCGAAACCAAAGCGGCGCCGGACUUCCGAAAGGCUCUUGUGGUCAUAAGCUCGUUGGCAGGCUAUCUCGAACUUGAAAAUGUCGACUACACCGCGUCUAAGUGGGCUAUUAGAGGCUUGUUCCGUUCAAUAAGAUCCAAGAUGGAGGAUCUGGGCUACCGGAUAAACCUGAUUGCGCCCUGGAUCAUGGAUACUCCGAUGUCGAAAGAUUUUGCGGAUAUGUGUAGGAAAUUCGGAUUCCCUGUUGGUGAUGCCGAUGAUGUGGCCAAGGCUGUCAUCAGAUGUGCAGCGGACCAGACCCUCUACGGCCGAGCUCUGGCGAUUGCACCUACUAAAACAUUUGAUCUGCGAGAUGAUCUUGAAGGACUGAACGCCGGGAUUAAGAUGAAAGAAUUUUUGGAAGGAGAGGCUAAAGAGUUUAUGGAAUAUUUUGGCCAGAGGGUCUAG
Messenger RNA from Letharia columbiana, 924 nucleotides. RefSeq lists its product as uncharacterized. The transcript is spliced from 4 exons. Lineage: Eukaryota; Fungi; Ascomycota; Lecanoromycetes; Lecanorales; Parmeliaceae. The record is from RefSeq and is a predicted model, not a curated record. Bases 1 to 924 code for a protein of 307 amino acids. Gene Ontology annotation, molecular function: oxidoreductase activity.